AUGGGCAUUCCUUUGGUGCGCCUCCCAGUUGAUGGUCAGAAUGUUCUGUGGGCAUCUAUCGAGGGUCAGCUAUGGCCACUACUUGACCGACUACCUAUUAAUUGGGGUACCUUUGGGAUAUAUUCUCGUCGCGGCUGGCUAUUUAAGGAUAACGGCGACUCCCAUCGCCGAUACGGUCCAAUUUGGGCAUUGGUUACCCCUAUUGGCAUUUAUGUCCAGGUUGCUGAUCCUGGUGCCAUCAAUGAGGUAUUUCAAAGGCGAACUGACUUCAUUCGCCCGGUUGAAAUGUACAAGGUUUUAGAGGUCUACGGGCCAUGUAUCUCAACAGCGACCUGGGCAGAAUGGCCACGCCACCGAAAGGUUCUCGCCACGCCGUUUAACGAGAAGAUCAUGUCAUUUGUUUGGGAUGAGAGUGUUGAGCAGACGCGUCAGCUUCUGGAGGCCUGGGCUGACGAUCAAGUUUCGAGCGUUGCUAAAGACACUCGAAAUCUAUCAUUAAACGUCCUUGCCGCUACGGGGUUUCGGAAGUCAUAUCGCUUCCAUAGUGCGAAUCAUUCGCAUGAAAAGGAGACAAAUGAAUCGAGUGGCUACCGCGAUGCCUUGCAGACGGUACUUGAUAAUUGUAUUCUGUUGAUGGUUGCGCCACGAAGGUUAUUGACUUUGUCAUUUGCUCCUCAGUCCUGGAAGAAUCUUGCAAAGGCUGCAGACAAAUUCAAACAGUAUAUGGUCGAUAUGCUUGAUGAAGAAACCAAAGCGCUGAAACAUGGAAAAACUGGCUCCGGAAGCAUUAUGACGUCCUUUGUACGCGCCAUGGAUCUUAAUCAGGCAGAAGCCGUGUCAGGCGAGAAUGCGACUAGCGGCUCGAUGUCAAAAGGUCUAACAGUGGAUGAAAUUUUGGGCAAUAUCUUUGCUAUCAACUUCGCGGGUCAUGAUACAACAGCCAACACCCUCAGCUUUGCUACAUACCUUCUAGCAGCCCAUCCUGAGGUUCAGGACUGGGUGUCUGAAGAACUUCAGUCUGUUGCAGUCACACCCGGCAACUAUAAGGACAUAUUUCCUCGCCUCAGUCGCUGUAAAGCAGUUUUGCUUGAAACUCUCCGUUUGUUCCCGCCGAUUCCAUCCCUACCAAAAUGGACCAGUGACCAGCCCCAGCUGCUAAAGGUUGGUCAGAGGACAUUCACCAUCCUUCCCGACAUAGGAAUAAAUCCUAGUCUCCUCGCCAUGCAAGUAGAUCCCCAAUACUGGGAGGAUUCAUUUGUGUGGCAGCCAUCGCGCUGGAUACAGACAUCUUCGAACACGUCCACAGUUGGCAAUGAACAACUCGUUACCCCGCUCCCUAACACCUAUUUCCCCUGGUCGGAUGGGCCGCAGAACUGCCCAGGAGCCAAAUUUUCUCAAGUGGAGUUCGUAGCAGUCGUGUGUAUGCUACUGAAGAACCAUCGAAUCCAUCCUAUCGCAACCUCCGGGGAGACGCAAGAGCAGUUACGGAAUAGGAUUUGGGACGCAGUCAGGGACGUAGAUAUGGUGCUUCUCUUACGAAUGAAGGACUCUCAUCGAGUGCAAUUGCGAUGCGACCGUGUUUGA
Molecule: messenger RNA, 1584 nt
Organism: Penicillium pulvis
Lineage: Eukaryota; Fungi; Ascomycota; Eurotiomycetes; Eurotiales; Aspergillaceae
Product: cytochrome P450
Exons: 3
Coding region: 1-1584 (527 amino acids)
Molecular function (GO): iron ion binding; monooxygenase activity; oxidoreductase activity, acting on paired donors, with incorporation or reduction of molecular oxygen
Source: RefSeq, a predicted model, not a curated record